This is a messenger RNA of Colletotrichum scovillei, 612 nucleotides long. Its product is annotated as WSC domain-containing protein. The record is from RefSeq and is a predicted model, not a curated record. The transcript is spliced from 3 exons. Gene Ontology annotation, cellular component: plasma membrane. Bases 1 to 612 code for a protein of 203 amino acids. NCBI's taxonomy places the organism in Eukaryota, Fungi, Ascomycota, Sordariomycetes, Glomerellales, Glomerellaceae.
AUGAGGACCACACAGUUGUCUUUCGUUGUUCUUUCUGCGUCUUCUCUCGCUAAUGCCCUCGCUUAUCCACCUGGCAUUUACAAACGCGCGGCGCCUCCCGCAACUCUCCCUCACGGCUACACCUACAAGGGCUGCUAUGUCGAUGUCGGCCGAACAAUCUCUGAUGCCGCCACGGCAAACGGGCAGAUGAGUAACGAUGCCUGCACAACGUACUGCUACAACAAGGGUUUCUCCUACGCUGGUACCGAGUACUACAAUGAAUGCUACUGCGGCAAUGCCUUGGCCAAGGACGGUGUUCUCGCCAACGAGGCCGACUGCUCAACGCCAUGCAGCGGAAACGCUACUCAGCCUUGUGGAGGCCCCAACCGACUGUCGUUAUAUCAGACGUCCCUCAUUUUGGGCCCUUCAGUCAACCCCGGUGUUGGCGACUGGAGCAGCAUUGGAUGCUACUCAGAGGGAACCAAUGGCCGUGCUCUCACGUAUGGAAUCGGAAGCAUUCCUGGCGGCGAGAUGACCGUUGCCAAGUGCACUGCUGCUUGCGCUAAUGCCAACUUCAUCCUUGCUGGUGUCGAAUACUCUGGCGAAUGCUGUAAGUUAUUAUCGUGCUCUUGA